GAUCAGGGGCCGACGUGUGCAGAAGUCCCUCUCCUCCAGGUGCUCGUCCCCUAUUUCUGUGAAGGAAGAGAGAUUUCAGACUGAGGGACAGAGGGGCCAACUGCCUUAUAGCCCUGCAGGUCUUCAGGUCUGUGGUUGCAAGCACCAACCCAGACAAGAAAAGGGAAGACCUGCAGGACCAGCGCAGGACAAGCAAAGGAGGGGACAUCUCAACAUGGAAAAACUCUACCACGAAAAUGAAGGAAAGCUGGAAAGUGAGGGAAAGCAAGAAAAUGAAGUAGAUACAGAAGAUGAAGGAAAGUCAGAUGAGGAAGAAAAUUCAGAAGUGAAGGGGAAGCCAGGGCAGGAGGAAAAGUGCCAGGACAAGGGACAGCCAAAUGAUGAGGGGAAACAAGAAAAGCAGAGCAAGUCUGAAGGUGAGGGAAAAACACGCGUUGAGGACAAGCCAGAGCCCCAGGCCAAGCCAGAGAGCCAGCUGCGGGCUGCUGAAAAGCGCCCGGCUGAAGAUUAUGUGCCCCGGAAAGCAAAGCGAAAAACGGACAGGGGGACAGAAGAUUCCCCCAAGGACUAUCAGGAGGACUUACAGGAAAGGCAUUUGGGCAGUGAGGAGAUGAUGAGAGAAUGUGGAGAUGUGUCAAGGGCUCAGGAAGAGCUAAGGAAAAAACAGAAAACGGGUGGUUUUCAUUGGAUGCAAAGAGAUGUACAGGAUCCAUUCUUCCCAAGGGGCCAACGGGGUGUCAGGGGAAUGAGGGGCGGAGGUAGGGGCCAGAAAGACUUAGAAGAUGGUCCAUAUGUUUAAUGACAUUGGCCUUUAAAUCCGAUUUCUCUGAUGGAAAUAUUGCCAACUCUGCUUUCCCUGGCAGGCAUUUGCCAGGCGAUGUGCUUUAACUUUAUGCUGAUACUUUGCAUUAGGUGUCACCCUUGUUACCAGCACCCUUUUGAUCCAACUAUAUAGUGCUCUCUGUUUUAGUAGGGGAUUUUCACCUAUGUGCAUGGAAAAUAUGUUCAUGGUACAUUGUACAAAUAAUAAUAAACAGUUUUCAGAACUGCA
This is a messenger RNA of Miniopterus natalensis, 1051 nucleotides long. RefSeq names its product transcription elongation factor A protein-like 5. The record is from RefSeq and is a predicted model, not a curated record. Lineage: Eukaryota; Metazoa; Chordata; Mammalia; Chiroptera; Miniopteridae.